This is a messenger RNA of Cynoglossus semilaevis (tongue sole), 5203 nucleotides long. Its product is annotated as electrogenic sodium bicarbonate cotransporter 1-like. Gene Ontology annotation, biological process: regulation of intracellular pH; transmembrane transport; monoatomic anion transport. The coding region runs from base 350 to 3574 and encodes 1074 amino acids. Gene Ontology annotation, molecular function: solute:inorganic anion antiporter activity; sodium:bicarbonate symporter activity; monoatomic anion transmembrane transporter activity. NCBI's taxonomy places the organism in Eukaryota, Metazoa, Chordata, Actinopteri, Pleuronectiformes, Cynoglossidae. Gene Ontology annotation, cellular component: basolateral plasma membrane; plasma membrane. The transcript is spliced from 26 exons. The record is from RefSeq and is a predicted model, not a curated record.
ACACGCUGCGCUCCCUGAGUCCCUGCGCACGCUUCCAGCGGGACACACAAAUAGUCGUUUCUUCGAGACUGUGUGUGACCAGGACCAGGCUGUUAUGAUGAUGGACUCUGUGUGUGUGUGUUAGUGUCCCAACUGUAGAGGGUCGACAGUGAAGCCCGGGAAGAAGUUUCGGUCCAAAAUCCUGGACUCCUCCUUUGUUACACUUAUCCUGUAGAGAAGUUCAACAGUUGGAGGUGGUGAAGGUCUUAUUUACGCCGACAGCCGCCGUCACUUUGGCUCGUUUGUCUCUUGGAGGAAGCUGAAGGACCCGUGAGCCCCACGCUGAUCACCUGUGAAGAGGUUUUCUACCAUGACUUCCGACAAAAACAAAGUGGAGGAUGAAGCGGUCGUGGACAGAGGAGCAACCUUCGUCAAACACGUCUGUGACGAAGAGGAAGUAGAAGGUCACCACACUGUAUACAUUGGAGUGCAUGUUCCAAAGAGUUACCACCGCCGCAGAAGACACAGGCGCAAGUCGAGUCACAAGGACAAGCGGGAGCGAGUGGAUCAGAACGCGGAAGGAAACAGGUCGGAUGGAGAGACCACAGAUGACGUCUCUACAAGCAUCCUCAAGCCUCUCAUUUCUACAGCUGACAGGAUCAAGUUUAUGCUGGGAGAGGAGGACGAUGGUCCGCCACCCCCACAACUCUUCACGGAGCUGGACGAGCUGCUGUCUGUGGACGGGCAGGAGAUGGAGUGGAAGGAGACGGCCAGGUGGAUCAAGUUUGAGGAGAAGGUGGAGAAAGGAGGUGAGCGCUGGAGUAAGCCUCACGUGGCCACGCUGUCCUUGCACAGUCUGAUGGAACUCAAAGCCUGCAUCGAGAAGGGAACCAUCAUGCUGGACCUGGAGGCGUCCACUCUGCCGCAGGUCGUCGAGAUGAUCACUGACAGGCACCUUGAGUCGGGUCAGCUGAAGGCAGAGCAGAAGGAGAAGCUGACCUACACCCUGCUGAGGAAGCAUCGCCAUCAGACCAAGAAAUCCAACUUGCGUUCCCUGGCAGACAUUGGCAAAAGCGUUUCCAGCGCAAGCAAACUCUUUUCUUACCCGGAGAAUGGGAGUCCGUCAACCGCCCAUCGAAACCUCACCUCCAACAGCCUGAGUGACUUCUCUGACAAACCCGAGAAGGAUCAGCUGAAGAAUAAGUUCAUGAAAAAACUGCCACGCGAUGCAGAGGCGUCAAACGUGCUCGUUGGAGAGGUGGAUUUCCUGGACGCUCCCUUUGUUGCAUUUGUCCGGCUGCACAAAGCCGUCAUGCUCGGGGCCCUGACUGAGGUCCCCGUGCCCACGAGAUUUCUCUUUGUGCUUCUGGGCCCCAAAGGGAAAGCGAAGUCGUAUCAUGAGAUUGGAAGAGCCAUCGCCACCCUCAUGUCAGAUGAGGUGUUCCAUGACAUUGCCUACAAAGCCAAGGACAGGCAGGACUUACUGGCUGGAAUCGACGAGUUCCUGGAUGAGGUCAUCGUGCUGCCCCCUGGCGAGUGGGAUCCUAACAUCAGAAUAGAGCCACCCAAAUCUUUGCCAUCUUCAGAGAAGAGGAAGAACAUGUACACUGGAUCAGAGACGCCUCAGAUGAACGGUGACACCCCCCACGAUGCCGGUCAGGGAGGAGGAGGCGGCCACCAAGUCGGGGAGGAACUUCAGCGUACCAGAAAGUUCUGUGGCGGUCUCGUCCUGGAUGUGAAGCGCAAGCUGCCAUUCUUUGCCAGUGACUUCCACGACCCUCCGCACAUUCAGUCUCUGUCAGCAAUCCUGUUCAUCUACCUGGGCACGGUCACCAACGCCAUCACGUUCGGAGGCUUACUGGGAGAUGCUACGGAGAACAUGCAGGGAGUGUUGGAAAGUUUUCUGGGCACGGCGCUGACGGGAGCAGUGUACUGUCUGCUGGCUGGACAACCGCUGACGAUUCUCAGCAGCACAGGCCCGGUGCUGGUGUUUGAAAGACUCCUAUUCAACUUCAGCAGAGACAACAGCUUCGACUAUCUGGAGUUCCGGCUGUGGAUCGGUCUGUGGUCGGCGUUUUUCUGCCUGGUGUUGGUCGCGACGGACGCCAGCUUCCUGGUGCAGUACUUCACCCGUUUCACCGAGGAGGGUUUCUCUGCGCUCAUCAGCUUCAUCUUCAUCUACGACGCUUUUAAAAAGAUGAUAAAGCUGGCCCACCACAACCCCAUCAACAACAACUUCGACCCCGAGCUUGUCACGCUCUACGACUGUCGAUGCAUGCCCCAAAACUCGUCACAGGUCCUUGACGUUUCUCCGUGGACAAAUAGUACCGACGUGCCAGGAAACGCCACCUGGGAGUCUCUGACCAGGCAUCAGUGUCUGGAGUUUGGAGGGAAGCUGGUGGGAGAAAGCUGUGGCUACGUGCCUGACAUCACCCUCAUGUCCAUCAUCCUGUUCUUCGGCACCUACAUCUGCUCCAUGGGUCUGAAGAAGUUCAAGACCAGCCGCUACUUCCCCACCACAGUAAGGAAGCUCAUCAGUGACUUUGCCAUCAUCCUGACCAUUCUCCUCUUCUGUGGCGUGGAUGCCUUGAUUGGCGUGAACACUCCGAAGCUCAUUGUGCCCAGUGAAUUUAAGCCCACAAGUCCACUGAGAAGCUGGUUUGUUUUUCCAUUUGGAGGAAACCCCUGGUGGGUGUACCUGGCAGCCUCACUGCCCGCCCUGCUGGUCACUAUUCUGAUUUUUAUGGAUCAGCAGAUCACUGCUGUGAUCGUCAAUAGGAAGGAGCAUAAACUGAAGAAAGGUGCAGGCUAUCACCUGGACCUCUUCUGGGUUGCCAUUCUGAUGAUUGUCUGCUCCUUCAUGGGUCUGCCGUGGUAUGUGGCAGCUACUGUCAUCUCCAUCGCUCACAUCGACUCCCUGAAAAUGGAGACCCAGACGUCAGCUCCUGGGGAGCAGCCCAAGUUCCUGGGGGUCAGGGAACAAAGAGUCACUGGCAUCUGUGUCUUUCUCCUCACAGGACUCUCCGUCUUCAUGGCUCCCAUCCUAAAGUUCAUCCCCAUGCCUGUUCUCUACGGUGUGUUCCUCUACAUGGGCGUGGCAUCACUUAAUGGAGUUCAGUUCAUGGAUCGCCUCCUGCUGGUCCUGAUGCCAGCCAAACACCAACCCGACCUCAUCUACCUGCGACACGUGCCCCAGAGACGCAUCCACCUCUUCACCUUCAUCCAGGGCCUGUGUUUGGCUCUGCUCUGGAUCCUCAAGUCCACAGUGGCUGCCAUUGUCUUCCCUGUCAUGAUCUUGGCACUGGUGGCUGUGCGCAAGGCCAUGGACUACGUGUUCUCCCAGCAUGACUUGAGCUACCUGGACGACGUGAUCCCUGAGAAAGACAAGAAGAAGAAAGAAGACGAGAAGAAGAAGAAUAAGAAGAAGAAGGGAAGCAUCGACAGUGACGCAGACUUUUCUGACUACCCCUACCACGACAAAGUCCCCAGUAUAAAAAUCUCCAUGGAUAUGAUGGAGAAGGAGCCCAUGCUGGGGGAUAAGUCCUUGAAUAGUGAUGAGUCGCAAAACAUCCUUAACCCACAUUCGCCGUGCUGAGCAUUACUUUGAAUCUCCCACCGUGGCCGAUCUUGAGAGGAGUUCCUGCACAAAAUGUCCGCCUCCGAUUCGAAAAGGCUCCAAGGACAACGGUUUCUUCUGGAAGAUGGCCUCAGAAACCCACUUGUAAAAAGAAAAACACUACAUGACAAAAGGUGAACUUCUGCCCCCCUGUGGUACUGACUGGGACAGGGUGGAGGUUUCCCUUUUUGAAUUGAAACAUUUUGUUGGUACUGACUUUGUUUUGUUUCCUCUUCACCUGCGGGCUUUUCCCACAGGAAACCAAAAGGGCUUAUUCAAGUCACCAGUAUGCAGUUUUUUAUGAGUACAUAUCUUCAUACUUAGAUGUACAAUAAUCCAUGGAGCGUAUUACUUGAUGUAUAUAGAGGAUUCAGUAGAAAAUAGAAAUGGUUUUACAAAAGGCACAAUAGUUUUUUUUAACAAUACAAAUAUCCAAACAUGUUUAAAUAGUCUCUCUCUAACUUCAGCAGCCUCAGAUGUUUUUUAAAGUAGAUUUUUCAAAAUUUCUUCUGGAACCUCAACUACUGCCAUUUGAAAUAUUCACCAUUAAGAGCUGUUGACGCAUGUGACACGGCCUCCGUUCUGUAGUAAACAAAGGGCUGCCGAAGGUCGGCCAUGUUGGUUCAUCACCAGCAAUUCAUUCUCUGCUGAAGGUCUAACGUUCAAACAAAAUAUCAACUGGAACUUCUUUUUUUUUUUGUUAAAUGAUUUGCUUCCACUUUUGUUAGAGCAGUAAUCCACUAACUAUUUCUUCUUCUACUGUAUUUCAACAUCUGUGAUGCAAACCUUUUUUCGUGUUCUCUCCUGCCGACAGUGCGUGGGAUCUUUAAACCUCGUUCCCUCCUUUUUAAACUGACGCUUAAGAUAUUUUUAUUUUGUAAAUGUGAAAUAUUUAUGAUUUUAACUUUGUGAUUUCUAAUUUCAACAAAUAAUCACUUUUGUUGUAAUCCUCAAGCAACGACAAUCGGAAAGAAGUACCACUUCUGACCACACGAUAAUCACAACAUUUUGAAAAGGUGACAGAUUUAAAUUUUAAAUAUUAAACGCAGUCAGAAUUCAACACUCGACAGUUGUUGUUUUUUACGUUAAAUUUAAUGUGAUCUUAUUUGAAAUUGUUAAUGAAGUAAACAAUCAUAUAUUUGUUUUUUAGUGUUUGUGUGUUUUUGUUUUUUUUGGGGUUUUUUUUUUUGUUAUUGAGUUACUGCAAUGUUUUGUUUUUUUAAUCCUGGAAAAAGAACUACUGCAAUACUGUGUUCAGUGAAGAAACGUGUACGGCAAACACAUUUUCAUCAGCGUGUCUGUCCAGAGUUGUUGUUGUUGUUGUUGGUUUCCAGAUGAGGGCUUGGUAAUCAUGCUGACUUAGUUAAUAAUCCACUAGGUGACACUGUGAAGAUCAGAAAUGUUGACCACCUUGUCUUUCCUGUGUGAUGUGUAUUCUGAUUUUUAUUAUGAGUAUUAUGAUUUAUCUCUGAAUCUCAAUCCUAUACCAGCAUCUUUGGAGUAAUUUCUAAAAUUAAGAAGUUACUGAGAAGGAAACGGAUGAAAGUGGGAAUCUUUUUUUUAUGCAGUAGCAUUUUGAACAAGAGCAAUAAACCAAUGAUUCUUAAA